This is a messenger RNA of Penaeus indicus, 2301 nucleotides long. RefSeq names its product ER membrane protein complex subunit 7 homolog (gene EMC7). Lineage: Eukaryota; Metazoa; Arthropoda; Malacostraca; Decapoda; Penaeidae. The transcript has 3 exons. Gene Ontology annotation, molecular function: carbohydrate binding. The record is from RefSeq and is a predicted model, not a curated record. The coding region runs from base 20 to 760 and encodes 246 amino acids. Gene Ontology annotation, cellular component: EMC complex.
CGCGAAUGUCAACAAACCAAUGUCACGGGGAACAGUUGCUCUCCCAAUUUCCCCUUUUUCGACCCCAAAGAUGACUCGGAACGUUCUCUUAUCGCUAUGGGUGAUAGUGGGCGUGGCGGCGGGAGGCGUGGUGGGCGAGGUGGAAGAAGAAAUAGGCGUAGGAGCUGAGAGAUAUAAGAUAGAAGGGCGAGUUGUGAGGCCCGAGUCCUCUUUGGUGAGCGCCGCCGAAUGGUUCGCUUCCACUAAAGUCUUUACUAAUAGUGGGCAUUUUGGCUUUUUAAGGGAGGAUGGGACCUUUGUGAUCAACAAUGUUCCAUCGGGGUCAUACGUCGUCCAGGUGAUGAACCCCACCUUCAUCUUUGAGCCACUGCGUGUUGACAUCAACUCCAAGGGGAAAAUAAGAGCUAGGGCUGUGAAUCACAUCCAGCCAUCGAAUGUUGUACAGAUGCCACAUCCUCUGCGAAUGAAGUCCUUGGGACCUUACCGCUACUUCCUCGAACGUGAGCAGCUGCGCAUAACGGACUUCCUCAUGAACCCCAUGGUAUUGAUGACUGUUCUCCCACUGGCCCUCAUGAUGAUUCUGCCAAGACUCAAUGACCCUGAGACACGCAAGGAGAUGGAACAGAUGCAGAUGCCCAAGAUGGACACCCCAGAGCUCUCAGAGAUCAUGACUUCCCUCUUUGGUGGUGGAAGCACAAGCCACAACCAGGGGGCACAGCAGAAGACCAGAUCGCGCCCAAAUAAACGGAAGGAAAAAUAGACCCAAUGAAUCACUAUUUUUAUCAGCAAAACAAAUUGUGUACCCCUGUGUGUAAAGAACUAUUUAUACAGACUGUCGUGUAAGGGAUAUGUAUCAUUUGUCUGUUGAAGUGUUGCCUUUUGAGAUUGUUUCAUUAGCAAAUAUUCUUUUAUAGGAAAGAAAAUGGAAUGAGUGUUAGGUAGUACAAGUGAGCAUUGUCACAAAAAAAAAGAAAAAAAAAAUUGAUCUAAGGGGCAACAGGAGGAAAUACCACAUGAGGUGUGAGUGGAAGAAUUAAACUUUAUAUGAGUGUGUGUAUGUAUGUGGGAAAGCUAUUUAGAAAAAAAAAAAUCAAUCAAGGAACCACCCUUUGCAUAUUAAAGAUGAAGAGAGCAAAUAAAUAUGUUUUGUCAAAUUUGUUGAUAUAAUAUUUAACAUUCUUUUCUUCCUGGUGUCAUAUUAAACUUUUUAAAGAACAGUCCAAUUCAAAUUGAGUUACAAAACAUGACUUUUUUUUUUUUUUUUUUCCCCCAGACACAUACUUUUGUGAAACUUUCCAAAGCGUUCAAGUGCAAACAUUAAUCUUUUUGUGAUGCUGUAUAUGUGCUUAGUUACAAAUGUUUGAAAAUAAAAGUGCCUACUUCUUUUCUAGUUAAAGAGUUUCCCCAGCGACAGAAGGCAGUUUAACAUCAGUAAUAGCUUGCAUUAUAUGGCUGAACAUUAAUAUUACUAUAUUCCUAUGUUGAAAGUAUAUAAAGAGAAUUUAGUUUGUAAGUGCAGGUAUUUAAAAGUGAUAGUUCACAUUAUGGGGAAAAAAUGAAUGAUGUCAAAAAAAAUAAUUAUAUCUGUGUUUUCAGUUAUAAAAGUGCAUCAAGUUAGCAAUGUAUGGGUAAUGCGUAAAUAUAAGGUAUAUUUUAUCCUUUUUUUCAUGAACCUGUUCAUCAACAAACAAAAAUAUAGUGAUGCAUUUACUAUAUAUCUUUUAGCUUUUGUCUGUAUCAUUCAUACUUCUGGUUCAUGGCAUUGGAAAUCCUAUUUCACAUUGAAGAUCAGACCUAUAAAUAAUUGAACAUCACAUGUUGUAAGUUAUCAAAGUAAUGUGAAUGGGUUCCUGUUGUACUUUGUGAUGCUAUUGUGACAGUUGAAAAGGCAGUAAUGUACUGAAAAUUAUUCCAGUUAUUGCUUGAUUUAUACCCCAGAAUACUUACAUUAGCCAGAAUGAAUCUUUAGACCAGAAAUUAUAACAGUUGAACAUUAACCAUUAACCUAUAGAAGAAAGUGAAAAGAAGAAGAAAUAUACAACUUCAGUUCAUUUUUUAUUGAAAUUAACCACCUACAGUAGCAUGGGCAAAUAUUAAUGUAAUAAAAACAUGAGAGAGAAUGACUAUACCACUCAGUUUGACUGCUUUUGUUUUUUAUCGUGAAUAAUAUCAAACAUCUUUGAAUGAUUUCUAGCAUUUUGUUUUAUUACCAAGUCUCAUCAUUAUGUUCAGCUGUUCACAAAUGGUUAUUAUUUUCUGCAUAUCAAUUGAUUUAACAAUUAAUAAAAUAGAUAAAACAUG